CUCUCCUCAUCAGCGUUGAGCGCAAUUUCCUGGACUGGUUCCUCGAAAACAAGAGUAUAGGAAUCCUCUACAUUCGUCACAAUGGUUCAAAUCAAAGCUUCGUCAUUGGUAUUGGCUGCACUUGUUGCAGGCUACGCGCAGACUUUGGUCGUUGCGAGAGAAUUCACGGUUGGAGACCUAAUUGAACUCAGGUCAACAAUCCGAGACCUUGAGCAGCAGGAACAGAACAUCCGGUCGAUUGUGGAAGAAAUCCUGGCACGGCGCGCAACAGGGUCCAAUCCAUUCUCUGAACUCGAGGCUCGCGAGUUCGAGGACAUCCAUGCGCGCGGAGGAGAGCAAGUGGCAGGUUUCUUCAAGGGUAUUGGCCAGUUCGUCAAACGCAUGUGCUCAGCGUACUGGAACGGCAUGAAAGACGAUGUGGCCAUCCUGGACUUCCGCCGGCACCCUCGUAGGAUCACAUCUAGAAAGUUCACGGAUGGGGCACCAGUUCUUGAGUCCAGGGAUUUCCCCGUUCGUAUCCACACAAACUACAAGCAACGGCGAAGACGAUGGUCAGGAGAUCGUAUUGCCAGAGAUACCGUCGACCUUGAAGCCCGGACUCACGACUACUGCGACCGUCGGCGGAGGUGGGAGGACGGCCAUAUCGCAACCCGAGGCUAUGCCGACGACUCUGGAGACUUAGAGAUGAGGGAUGGAGCAGACCUUGUUCCCCGAAUGUCCUGGUUUGGCAAAGCUCUUCUCAUUUAUCGCGACAUCAAGUCCACCCCCUGGCAGAACCAACCGCGAUCUGAACCUGAUGCCGAAACUCGACUACUGUACCGGGACCUUACCAAAUAUCUCUUGGAAUAUCGUCAAACUCUCGACUCUCUCCGAGACUGGGAACAACGAAGCCUUGACGAACUAGAUUAGUACCGCGUCCCGACACCAAUUUGCACACCUGUACAGAGUACAACUAUGUCAAUGCAUUCAUUGUGAUAUGGA
Coprinopsis cinerea okayama7#130 is the source of this 981-nucleotide messenger RNA. RefSeq lists its product as hypothetical. The transcript has 4 exons. The record is from RefSeq and is a predicted model, not a curated record. The coding region runs from base 82 to 909 and encodes 275 amino acids. NCBI's taxonomy places the organism in Eukaryota, Fungi, Basidiomycota, Agaricomycetes, Agaricales, Psathyrellaceae.